Triticum dicoccoides is the source of this 2494-nucleotide messenger RNA. RefSeq names its product L-type lectin-domain containing receptor kinase SIT2-like. The coding region runs from base 178 to 2181 and encodes 667 amino acids. The transcript has a single exon. The record is from RefSeq and is a predicted model, not a curated record. Gene Ontology annotation, molecular function: carbohydrate binding; ATP binding; protein kinase activity. Lineage: Eukaryota; Viridiplantae; Streptophyta; Magnoliopsida; Poales; Poaceae. Gene Ontology annotation, biological process: protein phosphorylation.
UCAUGCCUAUCAUGUUUUUUCAAAACAUGUUCUUAGUAUAAAAUACCAAAACUAUCAAUGUCAGACAACGAUGCCUGUGGAAAAGAGAGGGCAGGAUAACAACUUUUACCUCACUGCAAAUUAAGUUAAAUAGCAUCGCAGUCUGCUCCUGCAAGCACAAAGAAGCACCCAUCUCACAUGAAGUUCCUCUUCCUCUGUUUCCUCCUCUGCUCUGGCCUCGAGCUUGCGUUUUUCACUGCAGCAAGUGAUGACCAACUCUUGUACCAUGGCUUCACAGCCGGUACCAACCUCACCGUCGACGAGGCUGCUUCAGUCACGUCGAACGGACUCCUUGAACUAACCAAUGGCUCGCUUGGUUGCAAAGGUCAUGCGUUCUACCCAACUCCAUUGCACUUCCGCAAAUCGCAUGAUGAUACCGUGAAAUCUUUCUCAGUCGCCUUCGUGUUUGCCAUCCACUCUAGCUACCCAAUCAUGAGCCGACAGGGCUUGGCUUUCGUCGUUGCCCCAAGCAUGAACUUCUCAACUGCAUUGGCCAAUCAAUACUUGGGCCUCAUGAACUCCCAGAACAACGGCAACUUGAGCAACCACAUCUUCGCCAUCGAGCUAGACACCGUCCUAAACAUCGAGUUCAAAGACAUCAACACCAACCAUGUAGGUAUUGACAUCAACAGCCUCCAGUCUUUAGAGUCCAAUCCUGCAGGAUACUAUGAUGAUAGGAAUGGUACCUUCCAAGACAUGGUUCUUGCUAGCGGUGAUGCAAUUCAAGUGUGGGUCGACUACAAUGGUGAAGCCAAGAAAAUCAGUGUGACCAUGGCUCCCCUUCAAAUGGCGAAACCUACAAGGCCACUCAUCUCGACAGAUUAUGACCUCUCAAGUGUGUUACAAGAUCCAUCCUACAUCGGCUUCUCAUCUUCAGGUGGAGAGGUUGACUCAAGACAUUAUGUGCUUGGUUGGAGUUUUGGGAUGAACAAACCAGCCCCACUGAUCAAUUCUGCGAAGCUGCCAAAGCUACCUCAGCCAAAGCAUCAAUCAAAGCUGCUGAAAAUCAUCCUACCUAUAGCGAGUGCAAUUUUCGUAUUUGCUGUGGGUUCUAUGGUCAUUUUACUUGUGAGGAGAAAAUUGAGGUAUGCUGAGCUAAAAGAAGAUUGGGAGAUUGAGUUUGGGCCACAUCGGUUCUCAUACAAGGAUUUGUUCCAUGCCACAGAAGGAUUUAAGAACAAACACCUACUUGGUGCAGGAGGGUUUGGGAAGGUAUAUAAAGGGACCCUUCCAUCAACUAAACUAGAGGUUGCUGUGAAGAGGGUAUCCCAUGACUCCAGACAGGGCCUAAAGGAGUUUGUUGCUGAGGUUGUCAGCAUUGGCCGCAUCCGACAUCGUAACCUUGUUCAGUUGCUUGGCUAUUGUAGGAGAAAAGAUGAACUCCUUUUGGUGUAUGACUACAUGUCAAAUGGUAGCCUUGAUAAGUAUUUGUAUUGUGAUGAUCAAAUGCUUAUACUAAACUGGGCUCAGAGGUUUCGGAUAAUAAAGGAUAUUGCAUCAGGCUUGCUCUACCUCCAUGAAAAAUGGGAGAAAGUGGUCAUCCACCGUGACAUCAAAGCAAGCAACGUACUCCUUGAUAGUGAAAUGAAUGGGAGGCUAGGUGACUUUGGCCUUGCAAGACUUUAUGAUCAUGGAACUGAUAUGCAGACCACACAUGUGGUUGGUACCAUUGGGUACCUAGCCCCAGAACUGAUAUGCACAGGUAAGGCAACUCCUCUCACCGAUGUGUUUGCCUUUGGGAUUUUCCUUCUUGAGGUUGCCUGUGGGCAAAGACCAGUUAACAGCAAUGCACGAGGAGAUCAACCUUUGUUAGCUGAUUGGGUUCUUGAGCAUUGGAAUAAGGGAUCACUGACUGAGGCAGUAGAUACGAGGCUACAGAAUGACUAUAAUGUUGACGAGGCAUGCCUAGUGCUAAAGCUAGGACUACUAUGUGCACACCCGUUUACCAAUGCAAGGCCCAACAUGCAGAGUAUCAUGCGGUACCUCGAUGGCGAUUUGCAACUCCCAGACUUGACAGAUACAGACAUGAGCUUCAGCCUGCUCUCUCAAAUGCAGGGUCAAGGGUUUGACCGUUACGCAUUGUCAUAUCUUUCAGUAAACACGAGCAUUGGCACAAUAUCUGGUCUUUCAGGAGGAAGAUGAUACCAAUGUUGGUUGAUGUUAUCAUAUAUGUGAGCUUGCAUGCCACAUUUUGUUUACUACCAAGUCAUGUAAUGUUUGGGGCUAGGUUAGACUUCUCAGAGGCUUUUCUUAUUGUGAGAGUAGUGCGUAAUUGCUUUUCGAAUAGGGUUUACAGCUCAUAAUUUUAAUAUCUAAAUGAAGAAGCUACCAGCGUACUUGUGGGUUGAUUUACAUAUGCAUCAUUCAAUUGCUUAUUACGUGGUGUCUCACAGCCCACAAAUAAAUACUAUCUUUGUAUUAAUGGGUUGAUCUACAUGUAUUAUUCAGUUGCUUA